ACCUUACCAAACAAAACUAAGACGCGAAGAAAAGCUGCAACUACUACACGUUCCAACUGCUCAGAGCACUCCGCUCUCCUUCACAAAACGUUCACAAACGCCAAGCCGUUGGCGUUGCCGAGGCUGUACAAGCACGCCACCGGGUCGGCCACAACGCACGACGGCCAGAGCGCGGAAGGCGGUGGGCUAGCCCAGCCCCCACGACCACAAAGCCCAGUGCCACCCGCGGCCGCCACCUCAGCCGAGCUGGGGGCGGGCCUAGGGCAGGCGGGAGAGCGAACGGCGCCCCCACGUGCAGCGCCGCAGCCAAUCCCGAUCGCUGCGAGAGCGCGAGAGACCACCCCCGUUGCCACGGCGGCGCGCGGACUCGCCGGAGGGAGAGGUGCGCUGCGGUAGGCAGCCAUGAGCGCGGUGCUGGACGUGCUGUGGGAGGACAGAGAUGUCCGCUUCGACAUCUCCCCGCAACAAAUGAAAAUGAGACCUGGAGAGGUCCUUAUAGACUGCUUAGAGUCUGUAGAAGAUACCAAAGGAAACAAUGGAGACAGAGGUAGACUGCUUGUGACAAAUUUGCGGAUUAUUUGGCGCUCAUUGUCAUUGCCCAGAGUCAAUCUCUCUGUUGGUUACAACUGCAUUAUAAAUAUAACCACAAGAACUGCCAACUCGAAAUUACGAGGGCAGACGGAAGCUCUGUAUAUAUUGACUAAAUGUAACAAUACACGGUUUGAGUUCAUAUUUACCAAUGUUGUCCCCGGCAGUCCCAGACUCUUCACUUCAGUUAUUGCUGUACACAGAGCUUAUGAAACUUCUAAAAUGUAUCGUGAUCUGAAGCUGAGAAGUGCAUUGAUUCAAAACAAGCAACUGAGAUUAUUACCACAAGAACAAAUAUAUGAUAAAAUCAAUGGAGUUUGGAAUUUAUCAAGUGACCAGGGAAAUUUAGGAACGUUUUUUAUUACUAACGUGAGAAUAGUUUGGCAUGCAAAUAUGAAUGACAGCUUCAAUGUCAGCAUACCAUAUCUACAAAUUCGUUCAAUAAAAAUAAGAGACUCAAAGUUUGGCUUGGCGCUUGUGAUAGAGAGUUCUCAGCAGAGUGGAGGAUAUGUACUUGGUUUUAAAAUAGACCCUGUGGAGAAACUACAGGAGGUUCACAGAGUUUAUUCAGCUAACCCUAUAUUUGGAGUGGAUUAUGAAAUGGAAGAAAAGCCUCAACCUCUUGAAGACCUAACAGUGGAGCAGGUUCAAGAUGAUGUGGAAAUAGAAUCUGAUGAGCAUACGGAUGCUUUUGUGGCUUACUUUGCUGAUGAAAACAAGCAAUGUGAUCGGGAGCCUGUUUUUUCAGAAGAACUAGGACUUGCAAUAGAGAAGCUAAAGGAUGGAUUCACACUCCAGGGACUCUGGGAAGUGAUGACCUGAUUUACAUUGGCACGUGUUUGUUUCCUAAGCAAGGAAAGGCUCUCGGUUCUUACUGGGCUUAUGAGAUUUGUAGAAGAUAAUUUAGAAAUACCAGAGUAGCAGAGAAACAACACGCCAAAGCUAAAGAGCGGGCAAAUAUUAGAUAAUAUGCCCUCAGGAUACGUCAUGAAAGAAAGAUUAUUCAAAACCCUGUGUAAAAGCUUUUUAUUUAUGACAUUGUUUCUGUAAGUAGUGGGAGGACAACCAACACCGAGUACAAGAAGGGGCGGGGCCCCAGCUGCUGGUGGAAGCCCUGCCCCCUGCAGGCAGUCACGUGUUCCACAAGCCCCAGAAGUCCCACCCUUCCCCUGGUCACAUGGUGUAAGGACCCGAGAAGUCCCUCCUCUCUUCCUGUCGGCUCGUAGGGGCCUGGAAGUCCCUCCCCACCACAUGCAUGGUGGCUGCCAUUUUAUUCCAGCCGCCAUUAUGUAAAAUGUCGUCCCCCAGGUUUUCAUACUGCUUUGUGAUUGGAUUGGCUGACUGCGGAUUUCAACACACUCGUACCCCAGGCGUUUUUAGGCCUGUGAUUGGCAGGACCAGCCACCCCAUCCUACUUCCCCCAGAAGGUUGUCAGAGGAGGAAGCCCCCUCCCCUAACAACACAGGGUCCGCCAUGCUGGUUCAGCCACCAUUUUAUGGCAGGGAGGCGCCAGUUU
Messenger RNA from Aptenodytes forsteri (emperor penguin), 2104 nucleotides. RefSeq names its product Bardet-Biedl syndrome 5 (gene BBS5). Gene Ontology annotation, cellular component: BBSome; ciliary basal body. Gene Ontology annotation, molecular function: phosphatidylinositol-3-phosphate binding. Bases 403 to 1410 code for a protein of 335 amino acids. Gene Ontology annotation, biological process: cilium assembly; intracellular transport. The transcript has 12 exons. The record is from RefSeq and is a predicted model, not a curated record. Lineage: Eukaryota; Metazoa; Chordata; Aves; Sphenisciformes; Spheniscidae.